Messenger RNA from Coregonus clupeaformis (lake whitefish), 754 nucleotides. RefSeq names its product RNA-binding motif, single-stranded-interacting protein 3-like. Gene Ontology annotation, cellular component: ribonucleoprotein complex; nucleus; cytosol. Gene Ontology annotation, molecular function: mRNA 3'-UTR binding; poly(U) RNA binding; poly(A) binding. The record is from RefSeq and is a predicted model, not a curated record. Lineage: Eukaryota; Metazoa; Chordata; Actinopteri; Salmoniformes; Salmonidae. Bases 14 to 703 code for a protein of 229 amino acids. The transcript has 6 exons.
GGAUUCCAGCUACAUGGGCAAACGCUUGGAACAGAAACAGAUGUACCCCCAAUACAUCUACUAUUACCCCCACUAUCUCCAGACUAAGCAGUCCUAUGCCCCUCCCCCUACCACCAUGGCCCCUCCCAGCCCUAACAACGGUCACCACGGAGAAGGAGGAGGAGGAGGCUGUAAUAUGGAGCAGCUCAGUCAAACUAACCUGUACAUCAGAGGACUGCCCCCUGGGACCACUGACCAGGACCUCAUCAAACUAUGUCAACCGUAUGGGAAAAUAGCGUCAACGAAGGCGAUACUGGACAAGAACACGAAUCAAUGCAAAGGAUAUGGCUUUGUGGACUUUGACAGCCCGACAGCAGCCCAGAAAGCUGUAGCCUCUCUCAAGGCCAGCGGAGUCCAGGCACAGAUGGCCAAGCAACAGGAGCAGGACCCCACUAACCUGUACAUCUCCAACCUACCUGUAUCCAUGGAUGAGCAGGAACUGGAGAACAUGCUGAAACCGUUCGGUCACGUCAUCUCAACACGGGUGCUAAGGAACGCCAACGGGGUCAGCAGAGGAGUCGGCUUCGCCAGGAUGGAGUCAACAGAGAAGUGUGGUGUUGUGAUUCAACAUUUCAAUGGGAAGUUUCUGAAGACUCCUCCAGGCGUACCAGGUAUGAGGAACAGCUACCUUAUAUUUUUGGGGGGUUGUGUUCAAAGUGCUUAGAUUUGUAACUUAAAGGCCCAGUGCAGUUACAGAACGUGAUUUUCCUGUGUU